Molecule: messenger RNA, 2538 nt
Organism: Penicillium canariense
Lineage: Eukaryota; Fungi; Ascomycota; Eurotiomycetes; Eurotiales; Aspergillaceae
Product: mRNA-binding ubiquitin-specific protease UBP3
Exons: 2
Coding region: 1-2538 (845 amino acids)
Biological process (GO): protein deubiquitination
Cellular component (GO): nucleus; cytosol
Molecular function (GO): cysteine-type endopeptidase activity; cysteine-type deubiquitinase activity
Source: RefSeq, a predicted model, not a curated record
AUGCCCCAUGGGCAGCCGCCUAUGCCCCCAUCUCGGAGGCAACAAGACUUCUACAAUCCUGCCCCUCCCAACAUGCGCGCUCCGGCGUACAUGGGGUAUCCUCCACAUAUGAACGGGCACAUGCCUCCUGCGUAUUCGCCGCAGCAGUACCCUCCUUGGUAUCCGCCUUAUGGGCAUAUGCAGAUGCCCCCACGUCCUUUUCAACCCCAACCGCCGUAUGGACCCAUGAUUGUAUCCUCCUAUCCUCAAGCGCAGCCAAUCAUGGCUCCCAACCAUAUUCCGCCUCACUCAUUACCGAUGCAACCAAGGACAUCGACUCCGCUACAGCCGACCAUGUCUCCGUCAAUCCCGCCCCCGCCUCCUCAGCUUGAAAUGCAUGAGCCUCACCCUGUCCUUCCCAUUCAGCAGCCGCCGCAGCCUUAUCCCGUCGCUUCUCCACCCUCGCAAUGGGAACCCAAGCCCGUUGUCCUAGACAUCGAGCCUCUUUUCGCGGCACCUGUGCCCUGGCUCUCUGUCCCUGAACUUCCCUUCCCUGCUGGACCCCCCUUCAGACGUCGAAACAUUCGUCCGAUGCCGGAUUCUGUGGAAUUUCCUAAGAAAGAUGGACGCUGGAUCAUUGGAGAUCGGAAGGGCGAAGUUGGGGAAGUCAAGCCUGCAAAGCCAGCUGCCCCAGUUACCCCAGAACCUCAAACGCCGACCACUUCCGUGCCCCACUCGGAUGGUGGUGACUCUACACAUCCUACCACACCUUCAUCGACUGCCAAAUCCCAGGAUCAGCAAAAGAAUACCAAGCCCGCCAUUCCUAUCAUCCCAGUUGUUCCCAAUGUCCCCGGAACCCCGCGUCGCCAAGCCAAGGAUACAGCCAGUGCCGGCUCGAAGACGCCUAAGUCAAGUGCCGCCACUGCAGAGGCAGAGACCGAGUCAGCACCCGCUGUUGACGCUACAUUGAAGCCAAGUUCACCUGUUCGUACCGCACCGAAGUCAUGGGCUGAUCUUGUUCGAUCCAAGAAUGCUGCUCGCCCAGCGAGCGCUUCUGCUGACCCAGAGUCAAACGCCCUGGCAGUGCAGAAGAGCGAAUCCCUCGCAGAAGUUUUGAGCACCCUGGGUGAGGAUGUCACCCAAUACAGUGACAAGAUAGCUUUCCUCGAACCCCGAGGAUUGGUCAAUACUGGGAACAUGUGCUACAUGAACUCCGUUCUGCAGAUUUUGGUCUCCUGCGUCCCGUUCCACCAGUUCCUCGAUCACGUUGGUCGACGAGCGGCUCACAGCUUCCACAGUGAUAUGCCCUUAAUCGAUGCCAUGAUCAUGUUUAUGCGGGAAUUCAACGUCAUUGAUGCUGCAGCUUCGGAGGAUCAGCUAAGACUCCGAUUGAAGCCGAACGAGCUCGAGCAGUAUGGCGAAGCUUUUGUUCCCGAGUUUGUGUAUGAGAUGAUCCGUCAAUUGCCACGUUUCCGCGACAUGCGACGUGGCCAUCAACAGGACGCUCAAGAGUUCCUCGGUUUCCUUCUUGAGGAGUUACACGAGGAGUGUGCCCGCGCUGCAAAGCACGUUUCAAAGCCCCAAGGCGCCCACGAUGAUAGUCAUGCUGUCACCAAUGUAGCUUCUAGUGGUGAUGGAUGGUUGGAAGUUGGCCACAAGCAGAAGGCGGCGGUGACGCAGUCAUCUGGUGCCAUCACCACGGAGUCGCCGGUCACCCGAAUUUUUGGAGGCAAGCUUCGGUCAGAGUUCAAGGUGCCAGGCAACAAGACCUCGGUCACCAUGGAACCUUAUCAGCCCCUGCAGCUUGAUAUUGGCGCGCCUGAUGUUCACAACAUCGUUGAUGCGCUGAAAGGCCUGACCAAGCCCGAGAGCAUUCAAGGCGACUUCAACUCAUCACGUGGGCCUAACGUGACAGCGACCAAGCAGAUGUUUAUCGAAACACUGCCUCCUGUUCUCAUUUUGCACCUCAAGCGCUUCCAUUAUGACAACCUUACGGGGGCCACCCAAAAGAUUUGGAAGAAGGUUGGCUAUCCUCUUGACCUGGAGAUCCCGCGUGAGGUUUUCCCAGCCCAUCGACGCAACACUCUGACGGCCCAGGGCGGUCUUCCCAAGUACCGUCUCAUGGGCGUCAUCUACCACCAUGGAAAGAAUGCCAGCGGUGGCCACUAUACUGUUGAUGUGCGGCGCCAGGAUGGCCGAGAGUGGAUUCGUAUGGAUGACACUGUCAUUCGUCGUGUUCGUAGUGAGGAUGUUGCAGAGGCUGGUGGUGAGGAAGAUCCCAAGGUGCUUGCGGCUGCUCUUGAGCAGCACAAGCAGGAUACGAUCCCUCGGUCCAACAUCUUCGAGAACAUUGAUCAGGACGACUUGGAGUCGGUCGACAGCGAGAAGGGCUGGAGCCAAGUCAACGGAGCCGGUUCUACCGGGCACUCCAGCAAAAAGUCUAUCAAUGGGGUUGCUUCGUCCUCUGGGCCCUCGUCCGGCGUGCGCACCCCGCUCGGUAGAUAUGGCUCUCGGGACAACCGUGUCGCCUACCUCUUGUUUUACCAGCGGAUUGUUUAA